Hyphopichia burtonii NRRL Y-1933 is the source of this 1923-nucleotide messenger RNA. Its product is annotated as general substrate transporter. The record is from RefSeq and is a predicted model, not a curated record. Bases 133 to 1824 code for a protein of 563 amino acids. NCBI's taxonomy places the organism in Eukaryota, Fungi, Ascomycota, Pichiomycetes, Serinales, Debaryomycetaceae. Gene Ontology annotation, biological process: transmembrane transport; carbohydrate transport. Gene Ontology annotation, cellular component: membrane. Gene Ontology annotation, molecular function: carbohydrate:proton symporter activity. The transcript has a single exon.
CUUGUUUAAACUCGUACUUGAUAAACAGAAAUCUUUUGUUAUUUAUUUAUUUGUUUAUCCCAGUUACUUUUUUUACACUUGAUAGAUUUUUGCUAUAGAUAAGUCUUUGGGAAAAGGAAAGAUAUAAUAAAAAUGAGUAUAUUUACUGCGAAAACUCAUACUUAUGGUUUAAGAGGUAGAAAAUUGAGAGCUACCAUCACUGCAGUUGCAGUCACCGGGUUCUCUCUUUUCGGUUAUGAUCAAGGUUUAAUGUCGGGGAUCAUUUCUGCUAAAGAAUUCACUAGUACUUUCAAAGCAACUAGUGAAGAGCAUGUUGGUAAGCAUAAUGCUACUGUUAACCAGGGGGCAGUCACUUCUUGUUAUGAAUUGGGUUGUUUCUUUGGGGCUUUAUUUGCUUUAUUCAGAGGGGAUAAAGUUGGUAGAAGACCUCUUAUUCUUGCUGGUUCCAUUAUUAUUAUCAUCGGUACUGUUAUUUCCACUGCUGCUUUUGGUCCUCAUUGGGGUACUGGUCAAUUUGUUAUUGGUAGAGUUAUCACCGGGAUUGGUAAUGGGUUAAAUACCGCUACAAUUCCAGUCUGGCAAUCCGAAAUGUCCCGUGCUGAAAACAGAGGUCGUUUGGUUUGUUUGGAAGGUUCAGUGGUUGCUGUUGGUACUUUUAUUGCUUACUGGCUUGAUUUUGGAUUAUCAUAUGUUGAAAAUGAUUAUGCUUCAGUCUCUUGGAGAUUCCCAGUUGCUUUCCAAAUUUUCUUUGCCGCUAUCUUAUUAGGUGGUAUUUUAUAUUUACCAGAGUCCCCUCGUUGGUUGAUUGCUCAUGGUUAUAAAGCCGAAGCUCAUGAAGUUUUGGGUUGUUUGAAUGAUUUGGAUCCUCACGAUGAUGGUGUUAUCGCUGAAGUUACCGUUGUUCAAGAUGCUGUCAAUCGUUUUUCUAGAUCCCAAUUAGGAUUUAAAGAUUUAUUAUCUGGUGGUAAAACUCAACAUUUCCAAAGAGCAGCUGUUGGUGCUUCUGGUCAAUUUUUCCAACAAUUUACCGGUUGUAAUGCUGCUAUUUAUUACUCAACUGUUUUAUUCGAAGAUGCUAUGGAUAUGAGACAUAGAAAAGCUUUGAUUUUGGGUGGUGUUUUCGCUACAAUUUAUGCUUUAUUCACCAUUCCUUCCUUCUUUUUAAUUGAUUCUUUUGGUAGAAGAAAGUUAUUCUUAGUUGGUGCUUUUGGUCAAGCUAUUUCUUUCACUAUUUCUUUUGCUUGCUUAGUUCAUAAAACUGAUGAUACCGCUAAAGGUGCUGCAGUUGGUAUUUACCUCUUCAUUGUCUUUUUCGCUUUCACAAUUUUACCAUUACCAUGGAUUUACCCACCAGAAAUUAACCCAUUAAGAACUAGAACUGCUGGUGCUGCUAUUUCUACUUGUACUAACUGGAUUUGUAACUUCGCAGUUGUUAUGUUUACUCCAUUAUUUAUGAGUGAAGCUGAUUGGGGUUGUUAUCUUUUCUUCGCUGUUAUGAAUUAUUUAUUCAUUCCAGUCAUUUUCUUCUUCUACCCAGAAACUGCUGGUCGUUCAUUAGAAGAAAUUGAUAUUAUCUACGCUAAAGCUUUCACCGAAAAACGUCAAGCUUGGAGAGUUGCUGCUACUUUACCAAAAUUAUCCUUACAAGAAAUUGAAGACCAAGGUACUCAAUUAGGUCUUUACGAUCAUGACUUUGAAAAAGAAAAUGUUGAUAUUAAUGAAAAGGCUUCUUCCUCAUCUUCCGUUAAAGGCGAAGCUGAUGGUUCCGAUUCUCCAUCUCAGGAAGGUCCUUUAGUUCAACAAAAACAAACCCAAGAUGUUUAAAACCAUCUCCUCUUUUUCUUGCUUUUUCAACAUGAAACACUGUGUGUUUCUUUUGGAAAAGCAAAAUUAAGCCAUUAUCAUUAAACUUUCAAUUCAACC